Carica papaya (papaya) is the source of this 1126-nucleotide messenger RNA. Its product is annotated as F-box/RNI-like superfamily protein. Gene Ontology annotation, cellular component: SCF ubiquitin ligase complex. The record is from RefSeq and is a predicted model, not a curated record. NCBI's taxonomy places the organism in Eukaryota, Viridiplantae, Streptophyta, Magnoliopsida, Brassicales, Caricaceae. Gene Ontology annotation, biological process: SCF-dependent proteasomal ubiquitin-dependent protein catabolic process. Gene Ontology annotation, molecular function: protein binding.
CCUCGACCUUUCCCCCCCUCUGCUGCAACUUUAUAAAUUCUACGCGCUCAAAGAAACCCAAACAUUAAGUUAUUAAUUCUUCGAUAAUCUCCGGUGUUUCUUGCUGUGAAUUUUGAAGAUUAUGGAAGAGGAGGCGGAGAUUGAUCGGUUGCCGUUAGACCUAUUGGCUCAUAUCUUCGCGUUGAUCACUUCAUUCACUGAUUUAGCACAGGCGAGCGGCGUGUGCAGGAAAUGGAAUAGAGGGGUGAAGCAAUCGCUGGCGAGGAGAGAGAGUCUGAGCUUUGCUGGUUGGAAGAUGGACGAUAAUUCCACCGCCCGCGUCGUACGCUUAGCUUACAACCUUAAAGAACUCGACAUUUCAAGAAGCCGGUGGGGUUGUCAGAUUACUGACAGGGGACUCUGCCAAAUAGCUUUUGCAAAAUGUAUCAGCAACCUCACGUUGAUCUCUCUGUGGGGUAUGACGGCAAUUACAGAUUAUGGUGUUGUUCAUCUGAUGUCUAGUGCUACUUCUUUGCAACACCUAAAUAUUGGCGGUACAUUCAUCACAGACAUAUCAUUAUUUGCCAUUGCAAAAAGCUGUCCAAGUUUAAAGAGUAUUGUCCUGUGGAGCUGCCGUCAUGUAUCAGAGGCUGGGCUAAUGGUUCUCGUAGAUAAAUGUCGUAAACUAGAGUCGAUCAAUGUAUGGGGUACAAGAGUUCCAGUAGGCUGCUUCAUAGCCUUGCUUACUGUUAGCCCCGCUCUUCAGAUAAAACCUGCAGGCUUGCUGUUAAACGUUGCAAGUGCUUCUUCUAUGUCGCCUGCGGUGCAAUGGCAGUGAUUGCUUUUCCCUUGCUUGGGGUAUUAUUCUUUUCGAGUUUCCAUCACCAUCAUCAUUAAUUUAUUUGAUGAGUAAUUGAACUGAAGGCAAUUGCUUUCUUACUAUCGCAUCUCCCAUUUUACAUUAUUCCUACUCAGUCGAAUUUGUAUAUAAGAAAGUUGAAGGAUUGAUCAUAUUCUUUCACCAAACCAAUAUGAAGAUUCUGUAUAGUGUCUGUUCAUGUUUUUUCUUUUUUUUUUGAAGGGGAGGAAAGAAAAUUAUGUAUAAAGCAUUUCAUUGCAGUCUUUUACCAUCUGAAAUUUCCUGGGA